Molecule: messenger RNA, 20318 nt
Organism: Pocillopora meandrina
Lineage: Eukaryota; Metazoa; Cnidaria; Anthozoa; Scleractinia; Pocilloporidae
Source: the annotation of a GenBank genome assembly
AUGAAAGCGUGUCUUCGUUCACGAGAUGGAAGCUGUAUUCAUCAGCUUCGACAACCGCUUACUACCAUCGGUUGUGAAGGCAGUGAUGUUAUUAUCCAGGUGAGCGCACUCACCACAAGAGUUAGACGUGCUUUUUUAUAACCCACGAAUUACUUGAAAAAAAAUUCCGAGAAAAAGGCUCUGGAGAGGAAGACGAUAUUCACGUUUUUGCUGUAAACUUUUGUUCCAUAUGUUUUCAAACUAAGAAUUUGAACUAGAGUUAAUGUAUUAGAAUUAUUUAAACUUGAUACGAUUAGCGGCAUUGUGAAACAAAUUUAAACGAUACCUAAUCACUCCCUACUCUGUCGAUCCCUAUUCCGAGAUAAUUUUUACAAUAGGGUUAUAUAUUUAGAAUUUGUAUAACUUUCUCUGAGUCAAUGGAUUCUGUAUUGUUUCAACUGCACACUUAUUCUUCUUUUGAAUCAUUUUAACGUGCGCGUCUCAGAAACAGUACGUUGUUUCUAUCAAUAAAAUAGUAAACACUUCAAUUUAGAAGUAUUUUUAACAGUAUUCUCACGUUCAUGGAAAACAUUAAUUGAUUUAUGUAAAAGGAUGCUUACAUCCGGCUCCUUCUAUGUCAGUUGAUCGACAUUUAACAAAAAAAACAAGGCACUAACUAGUGCUUAGAGGAGCAAAAUCUGCUGUUGCCGUGAUUGUCCCUUAAUUUUUCUUCUUAGUUCCAGAGACAUUUUUUUAUCCAUUUUAACUUAUUUAGUCACCCAAAUAUUAUCAGUAGCUGAAUAUUGGGACUAGCACUAGCUGUCUUAUUCGUGAUCUGCUGUUUUGUACAUACCAUGGUUAUCUUGCAUUGUGAUGUAUUUGACCCUGACUGUUUUGUUUCCAAGCAGUGUUCCAAUGUGGAGCGUCAGCAUGCUGUUAUUGAAUAUGAUGAGACAGAAGGUUGUUUUGUAGUACAAGAUCUUAACUCUGCGCAUGGAACUUAUGUCAAUGAGUGCCGUGUACAAAAUGCAGCUGUUAGACUUGCUUCUGGAGAUAUCAUUAGAUUUGGAUAUGGUAUCCUUUUAAACUAGCAGUAAUUUGUAAUAUAAGGAAAACUCAAUACCAGAAUUUCCACAGCUCUAAUAGAUGAUUCAUUAUUUUUCCAAAUGGUCCCCCAUUUAGUGACAUUAUUUUUUAGCACAAGGGAGUCUGAUGUUUGUAAAGCAUAAAUUAAGGCUUGAUAAGCUUUUUUUCUGUACCCCUCUCCACACACACAAAUUUUACUUAAGUCACUAUUUUUGCAGUGUAGAUCACUUGUCUUUUUUUCCUAUUUGCCACUCUAUAAGAUUACUUGCAUGUGUUUGAGACUCAGCAUUUAUAUAUAUAUAGGACUAAUUUUGUUUUAGCUGUUAUGUGAAGGUGGCAAGUGUGAAGAUAAGCACAGUUAUUGCCUUUGUUUCAGUAGAUUUGUAAAUUUUUUUACUUUUACAGUUACAUUUCUUAACAUGUGUGAAAAUUUUGAUAGAAAACACAGGAUUUGAAUUUCUUGUUGACUCCUCUGGUCCAAUACACUACCCAACUUUGGCAGUAUCAAAACCAUGGGAAUCAUACAGGCUUCGUGUGUUACCAUCUCCUGUGGCAUCAAUUCAAUCUGGGGUGGUAACCUCACUUCCUUACAUCAGCACUGGCACUACCUCUAGCAGUGAAGGGAUGCAGUUGUUUUCAAGCUCUCAAGCUGUAAGUUUACCACCUGGCACUGGGAGCUCAAUAACAGAGUUAAGGGGAACUUCUGAUACCAAGGUAACAACCUUUAGAUAUCUUAUAAGGUAAUCGGUACGCGCUGGAUUUUUUCUGUUUUUGGGUGAUUAUUCUGAUGAGGCUACAUUGGAUGAUAUUAUGCCUUUCUUUCAUUUUGUCAACUUGGCAGUACCUGCAAAGCCUUUUAUUUUUCCAGGGCAAAAAUAUACAUGAAUGUGUAGUCAACAACUCUAAUUGCUAUGAAUUGAAUACAAUCUAUUAUUUAAUUUUAUUAACUGAAUCAUUCACUUAUUUAAUUGCAUUUUUUGCUUUGUAAUUUAUUGUACUUACGACUACUUUUUAUGACAUUCUUUUGAAGUAUUACUAUUUCUAGCGCUUUACAAGCAAAGAUCUUCUUCAGGAGAUGCCUUAUGAAUAGACCAGUGUUUUGUUAUUAAUAUAAGUAUUAUUAUUAUUAUUAUUUUAAUUUCAUAAAAAAGGCUGUGGUUAUCCAUCAUGGUGAAUAAAAAUAUAAGCUAAGCUUUUCGUUUGUCUCAUGAUGUAGUCACUCAAACAAGAACUGAGAAACUUUGUGCCACAAAUUGUAUUUUAACAUGGACUGAAAGGUUUGUUUGCCAAAUCAAGUCAUCGGGUAGUGAGCUUAUGCCUCUAAGCCCAGGUCAUUUAGUUGAAACACUUUACACCUACAUUGUCUAUUACCCAGAGGAUAUACUGGGUUACAUAUAGAAAACAUGCUAACUGAAAGUGACCUGCUGAAUGGUGGUUUGGUGACAAAUUAUCGAACAAACUGUGUGAAAUGUCAAAAAAAUGUCAUGUAUCCAAAUAAGAUAAUUUCAAUCAGUAAAAUUAAGAAUGAAGUAUUUUAAUCCUUGACAGGUUAGUGUCAUGCCCCACCCACCCCUGAGGUCACGCCCCACAAGUGCUGGUGCAACAAAGGCACGUCCAAGCUCUGCUGGAAGAGAAAGAACUGCUGCCCCCCCUGUCACAAGAGGUGAGGAAGUGGAGAGAAUGUGGCUAAAACAAAUAAAUAGGCCUGACUUUGUUCCUUUUAAUCAACUUUGUUUAAGCAAAAUGAGAGAAAACAUGUUCAAAUAAGACUUAACAAUAUGAUCCUUGCUGGUGGAGUGCAAUUUGAACAACUGCAGGGAAAAAAAAACUUAAAAAAUUAAGGCUUAAAUGUCUGAGCCUGUAUUUGUUGAAGCUUUUUUCUGCAGUUGCCUUAAUUGCAGCUUUCAUGUACAAGUACUUGCCAGGAUCAUUUCUCUCCUUGAGUUUCAUUUGUUAUUCAAAUUUAAUAUUUUGCAUAAAAAUUGUGAUCAUUUAAGAAAUAAAAAGAAUUUUCUUUUACGUGUGGCAGCAAACUACUGACUGAUGGAUGAUCACCAUACAAUUUAAUCAUAACAGUGGAGUGUACAAGUAGUGUUCUCCUGUGUUUACUUUUUAGGUGGCUGGGUGAAUGGUGUAAUGCAGACAGCAGGGGAAAACUCUGUCCAAGAAUUGGUAUGUUUCUGCCCUUGAUUGUUCAUACAACUUUUGUUUCAUGGACAUAACUAAGUUUACUAUAACUGAAAUAACACUGUCUGAUGAAUUGGCAAAGGAAGAAAACUAACUAAUAUAACACGUUCUGGUGAAUUGGAAAAGGAAAAAAGCUGAAUAUGUCUUCAGACAUAACUGACUCCAAGUAACUGAGUCCAAGACAUCAUGCAUGAAAAUAUUUUUCUUUCUUUUUUUGAUAUUCAUGUAAAUUAGUUGUUACAUUAUGUAACAAUUUUGUCAAUUUAAUCAGGAGGAGCGUCUGUUACGCAUGGGUGAUGAACUCAGCCGACUGGCUUCAUAUGAAGCAGAAUGUUAUCGAAAGGAUGGAGUUAUUGCUGCUCUUAGAGAUGAGGUUGUUGAUCUUAAGGGAGCUCUGCAAUCCAGUGGUGGUUUAAGGUAUGGUAAAAAGAUGACACAUCUAAAUAACCAAAGUAGAAUUUCAUUUGUUUUUCUUGUGUCCCUAACCAUGGAUCACAAGUUUGAUACCUUGGGCACCUUUUUGAUGCUUUAUGGUUUAACACCUUGUCUACUGACUAAUGUUGAGAAGCUUAAAUGAAUUGUGCCUUUUUAACAGACAAAACUACAAUAACCUUGCCAGAAAGUGUAGAAGUCACAAGCAAUGUGCUUUCAUUCACAGUUAAUAUUUAUGAUAUCCUAUUAAGGAAAUUGAAAACAAUUCAUUUUUGACCCUCAGAGCUGGAGGUGAGGACUCUGCAUUUUCAAACUCAAGUAUUAUUUUACAACUGCGAGAGCAAGUGUCACAGUUACAAGGAAUUCUACAAGAGAAAGAAGAAAGUGAAAAGACAGCAGCACAGAAGUUAGCCAUGUACCAAAACCAACUUCAUGCCAAGAACAAUGAAGUAGCCUCACUGAAAGACCAACUACAAAUGCAGGUUUGUGAAGGAACCCAUUAUUUCUGCAAGGUACAUGUGUAAAAACGUGUCAACUAGUCACACCCCAUUUACAAGGUGACAGACCUCCCCACCCCACCCCACCCCACCCCACCCCACCCCACCCAUCCGUCACAACGACUCAGAGCUCUUGCCGCGUAUAACGAGUUUAUCACUUUUCCUGGUUAGAAUGCUUGUCAAUUGCAGGAAACUAGCCAUGACAGCUUUGCGAUACCAUUUAUAUUUACAUUAGGGGGAGAGAGGUAGAUUUUUAGUCAUGAUGACCCUGGCUAAAGCUUGAAAUAAGUAGUAUCUAGAGAUUGAAUGAAAAACAUAAAUGGAAAAAAUACUUAAAUGAUUGAUAAGUGGUUGGCAAACUGUUCUUGAACAAGCCUUUACAAUAUUACCUUGUAGACAAAAGCUACAAGCUGGGUGAAAACAGAUCCGAACGCCACCACGAACAAGAUUGCCUCUUUACGCACAGAAAUAGCCGAGAAAGAGCGUAGGAUUUCGCAGCUAACCAACGACAAUGAAAAACUGAACAAACAGAAAAUGCAGUCCACCACUUUACUGAAUGGUUUACAAAGAGAGAACUCAGCAAAGGAUGCACUGGUUCACCAGGCUAAGAAUGAGAUUGAAAAACUCAAAAAAGAACUCCGUGAAAAAGAUUCAACAAUUUCUACGAUGUCUGCGAAGGUGAGUAGACUUUACAUGUUUUUACGACGGAUACUACUUCAUUAUGAUUACAGAACAAACUUGGUUAUCUGCUUCUGAAGUAAAAAAGGGAUAACGGGAAGAAAGGCGAAUUGUAGGGAGCUCUGGGGGCUCUGGGGGCUCUGGGAGCUCUGGGGGCUCUGGGGGCUCUGGGGGCUCUGGGAGCUCUGGGGGCACGGGUUAUUUCCUUAUAUUGACUAAAAAACUCUCACUCUGUGGGGAGUAGCUUGUGUGUUAAAAUAGUCCCCUUACUUGAGUAGUUUCUGCAUCAUACAUUUUAAGUGUGCAUCCUUAUAUUUUCUCUCUACUAUUGUCAAUAGACAAGGUACUUAACAGUCGGAAAUUAUAAUGACUGGAAAUAUAUGAAAAUCAUAUAUGUGCACUGCGGUGAACAAACAGAUAUAGGCGAUUCUCGCAGCUAUGAACACUACUGAACUAGUAGUUGAAAUAAGACCUGAAAAAAAUUCAGGCCCGUACGGGAUUUGAACCCUUGACCUCUGGAAAUAUAUGAAAAUCAUAUAUGUGCACUGCGGUGAAGAAUCCAAUGGAUCCAACAUAAUGACCAGCUCCUAGUUGGCUUGUUAGCUUAGUUGGUAAAGCACUGCACCGGUAUCGCAGAGGUCAUGGGUUCAAAUCCCGUACGGCCCUAAAUUUUUUUCAGAUCUUAUUUCAACUAUUAGUUCAGUAUUGUUCAUAGCUGCAAGGAUCGCCUACAUCUUUCGGAAAUUACUUGUGUGAACGCGCGGAAUCCUACGCAGGAAGGCAGACGUACAUUGUUAUGGAUUUCCUGUUUUCAUGGCAUCGAUUGGCUUGCUGUUGCUGUGAUAUGUUUAACCAGCACGAUCCAUGUAUCUCUAAGCAAUUCUACCGAAAAUUUCUCAUAUUUUUCAGCUGGCGCGACAGAAGGCUGCUAAGGAUGUGGAAAAGGAGGCGCAGAAACUACAGCAGGAGCUUCAUGCUAAUAAAGCGGUAAGAAUCCAGUACAAACCAGGGACCAAGUUUGGCCGAUCGAUUACUUCUAACAGCUUUUUGUCAUCCCCAAUCCAUAGAAGAAACGCCAAGAAUUUUGCAAUUUCUUUUUUCCAUUUUUACUUUUUUUUUCUUGUUUAUUUCCGCUUUUUUUUCAGUUAUCUCUGAUUUGCUCUCAAAUGUUACGUGAGAACAGAAUAGAAAAUGGUGUUGAACUUCUAGUAAAAUCUGCCGGUUGUUUACAAUAUGUAAUGGAUUGUUCUUUGUACUUUUGUGUUAAUAUUCUGUUUUUGUAAGAACAGACUGUGGCAAAUGAUCAUUUAGGAAUGUCAACAUACUCAAAUAGUUUUGUUUCCCUUAGUUUCUUGUUAUGCAGUACCGCCCUUAUUUUGGUUUCUGUUGAUGAAGAAUAUCAAUGGCGAUUCGUUCUACUUACGUUAAUCAAACAUUAUUUUAGUAAAUGGUCGUUGCCACGCCGGUUUUGGACACUCAGUAACUGGGUUCGCUCUAAAAUGACAUCUUGACAAGUUUUGUUCAUACCCAUUAAGUCCAAGGUCUCUGUCAAAAUUAAAUACUUGAAAAGUAUGUAAAUUGCUUUCUACAUUUAUCCCCAACAUUUCAUCGUACGUAUGAGGGGGCUUUAAGUGAAGCUUGCUUCUCCUGAAAGAGCUCUUCGGAAUACCUCGGGUAGGCUAAGAACUUAGGUAGACCAUAAAGAACAUUUACUUUAAAAGUACAAUCGCAUUUCCGCCUCUCGAGUCUGCUGUCCGCCAGCAUUUAUUAGUGCUGGUUAUUUCAGUUUACAACUUUAGCAUCAGGUAGACUUUAAUUUUUUCGCCGAAAUUCCGACUCUGAACUACCAACGGCAACGGACACAAAAGAACAUUGGUGAAUGAUUUUUAACUAAUAACGGUUUUCUAUCCUGCUCUCAGUUUGACAACUUGCAACCAUGACGUGCAUGUAUCUUUAAAAUUACUCAUCGGAAGUUGGAUACUAUGUAAAGCUUGUCGAGCUGAAGUUGUGUUGGAAAAGUAGAAUUUUCGUGAAAAGUUGCAAUUGCACAAUGAUUUAUUUUCUUUAAAUGUUCACUUCUUUUCCUAGCAAAGUUUGCCAGAUGGUUUCCUAACAGUUUCUUGACUUGUGUUAGUUGAAGCGUUUUGUACACUCCUAUUAUUUAUUCCGUGUAGAAACUUCAAAGUACGGAGAAGCAGUUAAAGGAGAGGAUAAAAACCAUCGCUGAUUUGGAGCACGAAUUAGAGAAAAUGAGAGAUCACCUUAGCAAUGGGCAACAGGUAUGCUGCUAUGGAAACCAUGGAACUAGGGAACCAUAUUUGUUAACACAGCAUGUUACACAGCCGGUAGUGUGCUCUUGUUGAAGUUAUAUCAGAACAAUAUCCUUAGUAUAAUUAACUGGUCUGCUCUCGUUAGCUGUCUGCUUGACAGUGUGUCGACAUUGUAGGAGAAUGAAUCAAAUGAAUUCACCAGGGAGUGAAAGGGUUAAAUAGAGAUGCAAUAAAUUAAAGACAAUUCAUUAAUUUAAAAAAAAGCAGAUAUCAGCAUAUCCUUUAAUAAAUCAAAGGAUAAAAUGCAGUACAUAAAAUUCAAACAGGGUCAUCACACUUCAUUUCAGAGGUUGUAGUUGUACCCUCAUGGCUCUAUUUCUUUCUUUCUUUCUCUUCUUCUUAAGAGUGAUAAAGCAAUUCAACAAGAGCUGGAUCACGCCAAAGCACAGUGUCUUGACGCACAAAGAGCUGAAAAACUGCUCAAGGUUGACUUUCAUCAGUUGGAGAAGAGAGUAAGUUGCUAACGUUGAUCAAAACCUUAGUUCCUUGCACCAAUUUUCAUUUCAGAUUGAACAUGGAAGUUUGGAGAGUUUACAAACACAUCAAUGGACUCUACUCUUUGUUCUUGAAACACAAUUAUUGCAAUGUUUGAAAUGCUACUUGGUCUACUUGCAACUUGAAAGAUAAAUAUGUCAUGGGUUUUCGAUUAGCGUGUUUUAAAUAAUUUUUUUACUGAACAUCUUGACUCACUACUGUUGCCAUGAUUCCUCUCGUAGUUUGAUCGUUUCCGGCGGAAAUUGAUAGAGUAUACAUUUAGCGGUGGGGUUCCGAGGACAGUUGAUCAUGAACUGGACGAUGAUGAACUACUUGAUCACGUUAGACAGUUGACUCAAGAGAAACUUUCCCUGGUGGAAGAGAUAAAGCAGUAUGCCAGCUCAGAAAGCGAGGUAAACUGAAUCCUAUUACUUAAGUCAAGAACCAGACAACUUAAACCAGCAAUCAAACUGAUGAACCGGAAGAAAAAAAAAUGAAAAACUUUCCUACUGCCUCGAGCUGAGGCCAAGAAAAAUAGUAAAGUCCUGACUGGUUAUUUCGUGGCAAUUUACCAUAUAAUGUAUAAUGGACGAACUAAUCAUUUCUUGAUUUAAAUGAAUUUUUGAUAAUGGAGACGUUCCUGGUAGAAUAUUGCUGCUGUAACAAUAAUGUUUUUUUACUCUUGUUACGGUUUCAGUAUUUUUUACCAUUGCAGAUAAUUAGAGGAUGCCUUUGCUACAUGCACCUAGAUUAGUAAAGCUUUACGCUCUAAGACUGAAGUUUUAAAACUGUAUUUUUGUUUUAUCCGUAACGAAAUACUAAGGUAAUUCUCUGUAUAUUCCAGAAACCUGCCAUACUUAGAGUGCUAAGCUGAUCUGUUUAUCGCAACAGAGCUUGUCACGGAUCAUUAGUGCAUUUUCAAAGAAAUUUGAAUCAGUCGUAUUACAUAUAUGAUGUCUUGUUUUAGAAAGAAGCACAAGAUAAGGAUUUCAAGGAUUCUAUCGGAGAAAUGCGGAAACAUUUAGACGGCAUGGCGGUAAGAUGUUUUGACUUCAGUGUUCAUUGACUUCAUCGGCAUGGCGGUAAGAUAUUUUGACUUCAGUGUUCAUUGACCUUUACGUACCGCGUCAGAUAUGUUGAAUAUAGGGGUGGCAACCUGUGAGAAGAAGAGGUUCUGAAAUGAUUCAAAUCACUCCGCACGGGGGGGGGGGGGGGGGGUUGGUAGAGAGAAAUGGACUUAAACCUGUAGCUGGGUGGUUUCUGGUGACGUAAGUAAUGUUUUGACGAUGUUUUGCAUUUCUCAUCUUUAGAAACGGUUGUGGAAAUCCGGUCGAUCAUGUAAUUCUCUAGAAGAAGAGCUUACCUUAGUCGAGGAACUAACUACGCAUGAUUCUCUUUCUUGGAUUAAGGUGCGAUAGGUUAUAUAACACAACAUAUCGAUUUUACAUUUGUUUGAAAGCGUGUUGCCAAAAUUGUAACGGAGUUCUCCGAGUUCUCUCAAAGUCUCAAUGAAAUUCUAACUGUGUUGCUGUUACUGUGGGUAGGAUUUCGUUUGUAAAAUGCUGUCCGAUGAGUGUGCUUGGCAACAGAAGGCGGAAGAAGCUUUGAAGAAUGCAGCAGAUGAUUGUGAUUCUGGUGAGUACAUUGCACUUUUGCACCAAUAAUGUUUAGUAUUGCUUUGGGGUCCUUGUGCGCCUUAAAACUUAAACCGCUCCGAACCAUCGACCAAAGAAAACAGUUAUUUUCACGAAUUUCAAACGAUGAUGUAUUAGGCCAAUUUUUUUGUAUAUGUAGAAUAUUAUGAACAUUCGUCUUGACAGUAUAGAGAGUUGAUAUUUGUUUCGCAUGUAAUAUGCCUAUCAUUUGGGUUUUAUUUCUUUUCAGAAACCUCUGUUAGUGUAGAAGAUAUGUGUCGUCAACUGCGGGAUCAGAAGGAAGAAUGUCGAAAGCUCAAGGGAAAGUAAGGGCGAUCUAUCCCUUAAUUGAUGAGGAAAAAUAGAUAUAAAGCUAAGACAAUCUCUUUAAGUUUAGUGAUAGUAUCUGAACUAUUAACCGGAACAUCUUAUGUUCGAUUGCCGUGUGGAGCACUGAGACUCAGGUUGGUUCAUCUGGAUAUGCCGGUGUCUUCGACAGAAAUAUUAAUCUUUGAACACGUAUUGUGAGGGUUAGUCGUGAAUGUAUGUGAAUUAGUUUAAUUUUAUUUUUGAUGUAAAAAGCUUCCAUCAAUAUUGAUUUUGUAUUCCUCAUAAAGGGGUAAGUUUCUAUAGAAACUGUGGUGCUGCGUGGGAGGGAGAGUAUAAUCGAGUAAUUUAGUGUUAUCGACUGAGUUGAUAACGUAAAUUGGCCACCGUAAAGGGUUUAAAAGCUGACGUUUUGAGCGUUAGCCCAACUUCAUAACUCGUUCUCAUAUACUUCAUAAUGAUCUAAAACAAAGAAAGUUAAAAUGAAGGUGGUAGUAAGAAUUUCAAACUGGGAAAAACUUUGGGCCACAACAUAUGUACUUUUCCACUCUUGUGAUGCUAUUUCAGAAUUGCUGAAAUGGAAGAAACUCACCAAGAAGUGAUGAUUAAAUUACGAGAAGACAUGAAGAGAGAGGAAGAAAAACAUAUAUCAAGGGCAGUGGCUGAGGUCAGGUCAGAAGAAGACGAAAAACAACAUGAAAUGAUCCAGGAAUACAAACUAAAGGAAAGGGAAAGAAUACAAGCAGCAGUAGAUGCAGAAAGGAGAAUCAUGGAAUCACAGCAUGGAAGCGUUACACAGAUACAACAGGUUAGAAAGUUUCCACAGCGAGAGUGUUACUGCACGAAAGUGUGGGAGUUUAUGAGCAACAUACUGAAAACUGAGGGCGUAUUCGUCUGCCUAGUUGGGUGCAUUUUACAUUUCCGAAAGAUGAAUUGUAAUUUAAGCUAGAUAAUUGUAAUUGUCCUUGCUUUUAGUAAUGUCAACAACAACAGUCUUGGCAAUUUCUUUCUGUUUACUUCUGAGUUUAUGGUGUACGUAGUUUGCUUACAGUGCACACAGUAUACUUUCCUGCAUGAGGUUAGUAGCACGGCGCCUUUCUUUGUUUAAUUGGGCACGGUCUCCUUGCAGCUACUGAAUGAUCGUCAGAAAGAGUUGGAAAAUCACCGUGUUGCCUUAGCAACAACCAAAUCUCAAUAUGAACAAGCGAAAGAUGGAUUACAGAGAGCGAAAGAAACAGAGGUGAGUGCCGUCAUUCACGACUAUGCCAUGAAGUUCUCUGAUGUGUUCGUAGCACUGAGUGAAAUAUUUGCCACUUCUCUUCUGUGUAGUAUUUCUCAAAAGCAGGUCAUGGUAAUUUACGGUGUGUAAUCUUAGGUAGAAACAUAACUUCAGAAUCUCCCACUUCACUUACAUAAGACGGACGAAAACAGGAGUAGAGUAAUAGAGAGUAGAUUAGCCCAUGCUCUUUCGGAAACUACUUUUUGGAUAAUUUUUCUCCUCUUGAGAAUAAUGAAACGUUGAAGCAAAUUGUCGAGAGUUAAACAUUCACAGCACACACACGCACUCGAAGUUAAGGUUCUGAAAACUGUUCAAAGAAAAUAAUGGAUUUCACUCGCAGAAAUCUAUGGAACGUGAAGUCGCCUUCUGUUGCAAAUCGCCUUCCUGGUUCCUAAGCACAUGCGUGAGCACAAGAUUAGGCAUCAAGAACCAGUUGAAGAGCAUGUGAAAACUCUCUUUGACAAGGAUGACUUUUUGAUGUGCUUUUCAAAUGCCCUUGAAGAGUUAACAUGUAUAUUGAAAAAGUGAAAUUUGAAAACCGUUUAGAUUUUACUACUCAAAACAAUGGCGAUUUUUCCACCAGAAUCAUUUGCGAUCCCAGCUUCAAGAGCAAACCGCUGCGUACAAAGAACAGCUGGCUCGUGUUGAACGUGAAAAGGAGGAACUAACAAAUUACAAAGAAGAAGAAGUUGCUUCUUUCAAGGUAACUUGGGUAAUAUAGACUUUCCAUCAGUCCCAGAACUGAUCUGUGUUUGCGGCAUCACAGAAGAGCUUUACAAUGCAACGUUAUUUGAUUUGGGUUUUUCUCAUCACUAGUUGGCUUCCGCUUGCAAACUGUCAUGUUUUAAAUGUCUUUUUAUUCCCACGACUUAACUUAAAAAGAGUAGGCCUGUUUAAGUUUUACUCCAACCGAGUGAAAUUUACUUUGGCUUGUAGGAGCAAACUCGGCAACACGCUGUCACAAUCGUGGCAAUGGAAGAAAGAUUGUUGCGUCUGACGAGGCAGAAUCGACAGCUGGAGCAAGAGGCAAUGUAUGCCAAACAAAUGACUGGUAAGUAUUUACCUCUGUCAGUCAUGAUAAAUUACCAACCAAAGCGCUAAAAAUAGCGCUGCUAAAUUUAGUUGCAAAUAAUUUUCCGUACUUUUGAUGACUCUGUUUUGUUUGUUUUCGUUGGAUGCCAGCUAAAAGCAUCAUCGUAAGUGUUUGUUCAGAUUAUAGUCAGCAUUCCUUGAUUAACCAUGCGUUGCAUUUUCUGAUGUAGUCAAGAAAAAAACGUUUUACUGUGCGCUUUUGUCAUCCACCUCGUAGUAAUUGCGCUAGAAAGCUGUUUAGACACGAAAUCUAGAUUAGCUCGAGUGAUCCUAAAUUGAACUCUUCGAAAAGAUGAAAAUAUCAAAUUGGUUUCAAUUAAUGUCAAGGGUGUGUGAAAAGGCUGUACAAUGUAGUUGUUAAUCGAGAUUUUCAUUAAGGUGCCUACUUUUCUUAUUGGUGAAUGUGUUCAAUGAUCAGUCUUUUCACCCUGAUGAUUGUUGUUCCUGCUGCUGUUUUAUUUUCAUUACUGUCAAUGCUGUGUUCACGUUUGCAGUCUUGGUACGUGAAAUAGGUAGUGUUUGAUGUUGUUUGCAUUUCAAUAUCUUGGAUUAAAAACGAACACAUUGCCGACAGAAACAGUAUCGAAAUGUCAAAAAAAAAAAUUCUCAAAGGUUGAUUGAGCAACACACUUUAUUUCUCGAACAGCUUUGUUCCGAUCAUGAGGACGCUUUAAAUGAAUUGAGCGAGGAGUGAUAGGCAGGGAGGAUAGUAGUUUUGUUGCUUUUGUGUUCUGCUCUUUCAGCUGAGAAAAAGUGAUUUGAAUUUUUUAGAAAAAGAAAAAAAACGGACGUUCUUAGGAUUGGGAGUAUAGUGUGUACUUUGUGUUUGGAGUAUAUAAAAGUCCCACAAGUUGUUCAUAUAGUCUGUGUGGCUAGUGUGACUAAAACAAUUCAUGAGUUUGUUUCCCUGUCCUUAUUACAGGUAAGAGCCGACCAUCUUCUCCACGCAAAGAAGCCUCUCGACCCAGCUCUCCAAAGAAAGAACUAGCUAGUUCCUCCAGACCUCAGUCUCCAAGAAAAGAUCCAAAGCCACAGACAAGAUCAGUUGAGACGGAGACUGUGCCCCAGACUAGUGUAGAAGCCACACUUCAGUCUGAUGUCUAUAAAUUAGAGCAACUAGUUUUACUUCUGAGGUAUCUAGAUAUCUAUCUCUAAAAGUACUAAUAUGAAGUUUUUGGAGAACUGGGGAAGAAAAACCUUUGGAAGUUUGGGGCUGUCUUAAUUUAAUAACAGACAUCUCUCUUGCUUCAGCUGAAUAAUGUUCGAGUGUGGAAACAGAAGGAAAACAGCUGAAGUCUUGUUGACUGACAGUUGUUUGUUCUGUGCAUUGGAAUUCUUUGAAAUGCCAACGGAGUAUAAUGGCCCGAACCAUUUAUAUCCUCUUGAUAAAACUCUGCAAACAGGGUGAUAUUCAUUGUAACAGGUUCAUCUCCUGCUUCUUAAAUGUCUUCCAUCCUUUCGUAAAAUGAUUCAGAUAUUGUUUUUGGUGAAGGAAAGUAGAUAAAAUGUUAAUCUCAAACAUGCGUGCGCAACACAUUUUGACUGUAAUGCUUAGGAUGUCGGAGGGCUCAAUUAUGAUUUGUUUGGGGGCUAAAUCGUUUUGUAAUCAUUUUCCAGACGUGAAGCAGCACAAACAAAGAAAGAAGCAGAGAGCCAAGGAGAUGUCGUACAGGCUCUGAGGCGGGAUCUUGCAGGAGCUGCAGCACGCAUGUCAGACAUGGCUGGCGAACUAAGUGACAAACAAAAACAAAAACUUGAACAAUACGAGGAACGAAUUAAAGAGCAGGACAACGAGCUGGAGGAACAGAGAAAACAAUUAGUUCAGCUGUCUGCAUUAGUGGAUGAGCAGCAAAAAGAGAUCAAUUCAAGAGAGGAUAAACUCACUGAACAACAAAAGGUUAGUGAGUGUCCGAGGGCUCGCGCCUUUGUCCAGCUUUCGCUGAUCCAUCGACACCGUUUAGAUUGAAAGGUGGAAUAUAUUAUUUCUCUAGUUACCGGCAAUCAGCUAUCAAUUUGAAAGCACUUGUAUCAGCUGUAUUGGAAAUUUUCUAAAACCCGGUGUCUCCAGGUUUCAUCCAGUGAAUCCAUGUAAAUUCCGGAAACCAGUUAUCGGGAAAUUGCGGCUAUGAGUAGUUCAAUCAGAUAUUGUACAGUUUUAGUCACUGUUGCUGUGUUUCUCUUGUUCAACUCAGUUAUUGUAUUCACAGGCGUUAUUAAAGCAAAAGCGAGAUGCAACCAAGCAAGGAACUGAAUUAGUGCAGUACAAGGAAAAACUGGGAACACAGAUUGAAGAGCAAGAGAAGAAAUUACAAAUGAUGGAGAAAGAGGUGACAACAAAACUGUCUAACGCUCCCUCUAUUUAUUGCGUUGCAUUUGGUCUUCUUGUGUUGAGUUGCAUGGGUUUUUUAAUGUGUGUGUGUGUGUGGUGUCCUUUUUUUUUUUCUCUCCCUGCAGAAGUUUACUUUAAAAAAGCUUGCAAACCGAUUUAUAUUAGCCCCGUUUAUUUACUCUAUGUCUGUCGUCGCAGGCAAUGGUUGACCCAACGUCAUGGUUUAUAUUGUUUAUGUCAGCAGAUUUCAGUGGAUUUAACGUGUCACGCAAUUUCAUCAUUAGAUACGUGUAGCGAAUCUUUGUUGCUUCUAAGCAAAUAUUUCAUUCAUUUCAAGAUUUCGCUUUGACUUUCACUUUUAGUAGAUGAACUCCGUUGAAUUUCUCCGAAAUCUAAGACGAUUUUUACGUGAUGACCGAAAAAGCAUUUCAUACAUGAAAUUUUAUUGUUGUGCGGGUGAGGAAGGAGGAUAAUGUAGUACAGCUCAUCGCCGGUGUUAUUUAGACUGAUCUUAAGUUUGCGUCCUUUGUCGUAGAAUUUCAAGAUAAGUGAUUUACACGCCCAAGGUCUUCGUUGCCGAGGAGAACGACAUGAUCUGAUUAUAACUAGACAAAAGGAGGCUCUAGCGGACCUAAGAGACCGAACAAAAACACUGGAACAACUGAAACCACCUCGUAAGUGGCAUGAAACACAAAAUCAUAAUUUGUUACACAUAAUUAGGCUUUUAGGUGUUGUGAAAACAAACUUUUUCAGAACCGAAACAAUGACAAUCACCUGGAUUUGAUAAGAGCACGUGCUAAGAGAUCAGUUAUAAGCUGAUCCGCGGUUGAAUACCUUCAAAGCCCUUUAAUUGAUUAGAGAGAAAGACUUUUAAUCGAGUUUCAGUAUGGUCUAUUUGACAAUUGGUCUGUGGGUCCACGCAGCUAUGUAAAGCACGAUGAAAGAAAAACAGAUAAACAUUCCUCCCUAUGUUGAAUACAGAUUUUCUAACUAAUGUUGUUUCUUCAAAGUUCCAAGCCAUGAGCAAGCUUUACAGCAGAUUGUUGCUCUCAAGAAAGAAGUCAGUGAACUUAGAGCGAAACUGGCCUCUCAAGAGGAAGAUUAUCACAAGAGUGAGGGUGAAAUGCAUGCUGAGGUACGUGCUACAGACGCUUAAAUUUGCUGCGAUAUGCUUCAUUUUAAAACCAGAACAUAGUAUAAUUUUUAGUUUCUGUUGGAGUUUUGUUUAGCGAAGUUUAAUUUUUUUACUGAAAUAGACCCACAUUGCAAACCCUCUUUGCUGUUCUGGUUUGGAAUAAUUUUUCGAGGUAGACAGUGGAUUAUAAGGCCCUCGUUAUAACACAACUAACUUGAUGGACAUAUAUAAAGGUUAAGACAAAGUCGCUAUUACUCCCAGCACACGUCAACGAACAAACUAUUGGACAUUCGUUAACCAUGUUUAGCAGUGUUGAAUGCACUUUAUCUUUAUCAUUAUUGAUUUUUCAUAAACAUCUUUCAUUUCUCCACAAUAGCUGCGUCUUCGUCGUGAGCAAGCUUCAGCCAGCUUGGCUGAGUCAGACGGAGAGAAAGGUGCUCAUAGACAAACUAAGGAAGCGUUGGAUCUCAGCGAGAAAACGGUUAGUUGAUUUAUUAGCAGGUGAAAGCUUGUUACUUUACUUGUACGUAGAUGAUAUAGUAAACUUCCUCAAAUGCCUUGACACUUACUUUGCAUAUGCAACUACCUUUGCUUAUUUAUUUAGAUAUUUGGUUUUUUUUAUAUAUAUUAUUAUUAUUGUUUUUGUUGCAGUGAAUGUGUUUUGAAAUUUUGUUGUUAUGGUGAUAUACUUCCAAGUUUAUUUCGUUAUAUCUUACUGUUCUUAAUGUCGUACUGCUUGUCCUAGUACCUUAAGCUGGCUCGUUCACUCGGAGCCCUUCUGGAGAUUGAUCCGGUCCCAGGCUGCCGCUCGAUGGCUCAUCUACCCGUGGAGGAACGAGAGAGAUUGGAACUUGAUAGGACAAAGGUAUUCCAGAAACUGCAAUUGAGUCUUUGCUAUCUCGCCCCUGGCCUAUGUUCUAAGCCUCGCUGUGUUCACGGGAAAGAUAUCUGUUGUGCGGUCUUAUGUGAGCUAGGGCUAGUUAUCAACUUCUCUUGAGGUGCUCUGUUAGCUUCUGACGAAACAACUGAGCCUGUGUCUCCUGACUUACGGGCAAUUGUUCAAAGACUUAUAAUUAUUCCUAAGUUAAUGUUCUGAUCUACAGCCAAUCCAAAUGUAUACCAGCCAGGAAGAUUAAAGGAUAAAAGUUAGGCCCACACGACAGGGCUGAUUCAUUUUAUUUAAUCUACCAAAGCCAAAUAGAAAGAGGAAGCAAACAAUUGUGUCAAUUAUUAGGCUUUCCCGGGGGUGAAAACACAAAGGUGUUCACACUGAAAUACAAGAAAACAUAAGAGAGGACGUGACAAGGAGCACGACAGUAGAACUCACAGAUUGUAUUUUGAGUUUUUACCGAUGAGAUGAAGUGAUUCUUGACUAAAGAACAUUUUUUUUUAUUAAGUAACCAGACAGUGUUGUGAUUUGUGCUUGAUUUUGUGCACCGUACGUUACUUUAAUUGCAGUACAUACUAUCUCUCCCCUCCCCCUUUCAAUUGGAUCGUACGCAUUGUCCUAUUCUCACAAUACAAACCUAAUUAAUCUUUUGUAAUCCGUAUAAGAUAAAGAGGUUGGAUUGGGUAGGAGUAAAAAAUUUGCAGGCAACUUCAUUGAGCAACAUCUAACGUCAUUCCAUUUCUCUUUAGGCCGUGGAGUUGAUGGUUUCUAAAAUCCAACAAAUGUACGAACGAAUGGAGCGAAAAAUCCAGUUGCUAGGGUCAUACGAGGACGACCUUGUCCAUCUUAGGUGAGAUAAAUAUUCACUUCGAGGUUUUGAACGAUAGCCUUUAAAACUUUUCUAAACUCUGAGUUCAUGAACAAAGGUGAAACAUACCUUUGCGUGUCUCGCUCUCGAGAAAAAAAAAAUGGCAACAAACUUUUUUCGCGGUAGGAACUCAUUUAAUUAAAUUUCAAACGGGUAAUUUCUCAUCAACCUCGUUUAAUACUAUUAAUAUCCUAAACCGUGAAUACCCCAGAUAAAGAGUUGGUCAGGUCAAAUCAUCUAUGUUGCGGGAUCUGUACAUCUCAAUGUUGUCUUGUUAACGAAGAGAUUUCUGCUUUGUAGGGAUAGUGAGACUGUUGCUGGACAGAAGACGGCAGAGGCAUCAGGCUUGAAGGUAAAACCUCAUUCUAAGUUACUUCCUCCCUUGAUUACAUACAGUUUGUAGCCCUUGUUAAAAAAAAGGACCACAAUGCCUAUUUCCAUAUUAAGAUUGCAACAACUGAUAUGCAGAGAGAUAAUUCUCUCUGAGGUGGUUAGAGAUUUACAAAGUUUAGAUUUCGGAUUACUACGUUGAGCAGUUGACAUGUUGUCACUGCCGUGACCGUUAUGGUGUACCCAAACAAUCGCAAGUUAGCCAUAUUUUGGUUCUGUCAGUUGAGCUUUGAACUCUUCUCAUUCCUUCCUUCCUCCACCUGCCCCCCUCCCCCCCCUCCCCACACUUUCCCUCCCCUCCCCCUCCCCCUCCCCUCACUCCCCCCCUCAAAAAAAUUGAAUUACUGCAAUUACUUUUUAUUUCAAAUUUUGCAGAUGGAUGUUCGAAAUCGCCAAGAAGAAAUUUCUUAUUUGAGAGCGUCCAUGAGCAGACUAAGGGAAGAUUUGGAUCAACAACGGAGGCUAAAUGUCUGUUUAAAGGAAAGAAAGGUAAGCUUUAGGUCGCAGAAUUGACGGAAAAACAACUGAGCAACCUCUCUUUUAACUUCACCACAGUUUGAAUGGUUAUUGGACAAAAACAUAGGACAUGUAAACGAAGCUUAACACAAUUUAGUUACUGGACCAACUGACAUCAUGUAUUCUCCUUGCUAACAGAAAUUUGCGAUGGACAUGGAUGAAAGAGACACAAGGAAGUCGACGCAUAGUUGCUAUGUAGACGAGCAUACGCGUUAUAAGGUAACUUGACUUGCGUAGUGCUUGGAAAUGACCUUUUAUUUGAUAAAGUCAGUGAGGUCUUAACUUUAAGAAAGCUCUUUAAAUGUUUUAAAAUGCAUUAAGCAAGGUUAUCCGAUUCGAAGAACUCAGUAUGUAAACUUUAAGCGCCUUUGACUAUUUCGCUUUUAACUUUUAGUAUGCUGUUUUCCUAUUUGUAGGAAGAACUCAAAAAGAAAAAGGCUGCAGAGAAACUGAAAAGGAAAAAUUACGAAAUAGAAUCGUUGAAAAAGGUAAUACUGCAGUUUGUCUGUUUUCUACUUUAGUUUUGUUGUUGUCUUUGUUUCUGUACGCCAUUUGCAAGAAACUGAUUCGGGGCAAGUUCAUUCAUUUUGUCAAAUCCGUGUUUAGAAUUAUUUUCGCAGUUCCGUUCAAAUAUACUUGAUUAUUAAGGUCAAAGUUAGGAAGCCGCCUUCAAUUUCAAAUUAGUGCUGAUUAUGGUGAAUUUUCAAGUGCAGAAAUUGCUUGAUUUGAAUGUAAUUGUCAUAAAUGUGAAGUACACCAUGUAACACUCCGAACACUGAAUACCGAAGGCGAACAUCUUUCGUACACACCAAAUCACCCUCUGCGAGAAUGAUUAUUAAAGCGUCUAAUAAGGACUUCUGUUCCCAGAGAGAAAAAGAUUAAUACGCCUUUUACUUUGCGAAUGUUGAAGAGCCUCUCUUUUCCUUGCGUCAUUAUUUUUCUGCUACACUGUAUCAUUGUAUUUACUACUGAUUUAUUACAGGAAUUGAUGUCCGCUGACCGAGAAUUGAACGAAACCGCUGUCAAGUUGCAACUGCUGGAGUCAACUCGGGUAAGUACUGCCGGCUCAGUUGUGCCCCACGGUUCAUCUCUGUUCAAUUUUUUGUAAAAUUGUUCUUACCAUGUCACAUUGGCGAGAAGUGCGUGUUACAGCUAUCUCUGAGAGAAAUUAAGAUUUUAAGCAUAUGAGAUUACAAGCGAGGAACAAGAAGGAGGAAUUCCACCGCUCAUUUCCUCGGCUCCUGUGGUUUAUUUCCAUCUGUAUUGCCACCUCAUAGAACGGCACAGUGACCCUCAUCCAAAGUGAUCCAAAGUGACCCUCAAAGUGUGGGACAGGGUUGUAAAUUGUACGAGAAAACUUAAUAUUGAUGGUUUUAUGCUGAGGUGUACGUGGUGGCAACAGGUAAAUGAAUGGUUUGGAUUAAAGAUUAACAAGAGAGACAUCAUAGAGAGACCCGAGAGAAAUGUGGCAUUGUCUUAGCAAGGGAACAUCUCUUAAACAUCAUUUGUGUUCUGUUUCAGAAUUUGACAAGUGCUCGAAGCGCUCAGAGUGAGGACAGCGCUAUUUUGGACUAUGAUGAAUAACGAUCACACUAACUCUGAUACGACGUCAUGUUGUCCUGGUUCCCGUCGUAAAAUGCCUCCUCUAGAACGAUUGAGGCAAUCCUGAAUAAAUUACUAAUUGCAGGAGACACUACGCGGGGUAUUGAAUGAUAUAACAUCUCGAAAUCUAAGCGCAAGACAAGUAGCUCGAGUGGCCAGUUGGUUUGUUUAUGGAUGGUGCUAUCGCCUGCAGGCGUACAAGCCUUACAGAGAAUAGAAUAAUCCUUAGAGACAUCACUCGCUAACGCAGGUCUGCCGCUUAUCCUAAGCGGCUCCAAGAGCAGAAAUACUCAGCCACCCGGGCUAUAAGACAAGUUAUUGUGUGACACAGUCAUUAUUAAGAUAUCUGACCAAGAUUCUGCGAACCGGUAGACUUAGGUAAACAAACUUGAAUGUUAACAUUUUCGAACAAACAAACAACAAACAAGAAGAUAAACAAAAUUAACCAAGUUUAAUUAACUUCACUGUUUCCCUUUCCAAUGCGUCACGAUCAUGACAAAACCCACCUGACUGGAAAUAACUGAGACUUGCGAUGUAAAUACUUUCUAUAUUUACCUAUAAAUUCAUUCAUGGAAUGUCUUUAUUAAAAGCCUG